UCUUUCUUUCCGUUUAUCAUUCUUUCUUCUUAUCAUCCAUCCUAGAAACCCUUACUUAAUGCUGUAUUAUCGAAAGUAUCUUUCCUUUAUUCUAUAUCCUGCAUGUAUAUGCUUUGUUGUUUUUAUUCUUUCCCUUUUUAUUUCCUUUGUUCUUUUCGUUUUAUUUAACGACCACUUUUUCAUGAUUGCAUUGAUAUUUGAUUUAUCACUAACCUCCAUUUCUUGCGUUGUAUUCAUACAUUUAUAUUUUGCUAGAUGCUUUUGCAUAAAAAAAAAGUUAGAAAUUCCAUUAUUGAACAGGAGAAAAAAAAAUUUCAAUCGUGAGAAUGGUGAAAUAGCAUGUGCUUGUCUUCACGGUGUACCAGCGUUUACUCUUUUGUUUUCUUUGCUGUCUUUUACCACGAUCAAAUAAACAUGCCGCAAGGUUACAAAGUGGAUGUUGAAAAGGCAGUGGGCCACCAAUUUGAACCCGUUUACGUAAGUGGGUCAAAAGAAUCAGUCACUGGGGGUGCGCGAACCACUUAAUUGACCAACUUUUCUUCCUAGGUAAGCUGCAAUCGCCGCGAUUUUUUGCUCUAUGCCUUGUCCGUGGGAGUACCUGAUGACGAUUUACGGUGGC
Molecule: messenger RNA, 619 nt
Organism: Radiomyces spectabilis
Lineage: Eukaryota; Fungi; Mucoromycota; Mucoromycetes; Mucorales; Radiomycetaceae
Exons: 2
Coding region: 59-412 (117 amino acids)
Source: RefSeq, a predicted model, not a curated record